GCAGCGCAGAGGGGCGGGGCCUACGGCGCGAGACCCGGUGCGGGAGGCCUGGGCAGGGAGAAGUGUGCGGGGCUGGGACCCGCCGGCUCCGAGUCCGGCUCCGAGUCCGGCUCCGGGGGGCUGGGCGGGAGGGGCUGGCGCGGCAGCGGGAGCCCAGCGCAGCGCUAAAGCGGGUCAAGUGUCCUCCUUUUCUCCCCGCCCCUUCUCCUCCUCCCACCUGGGCCUCUGCGUGGAGACGCGCACCUGGCAACCGGAGGCCGCGUCUCCGCCUUCUCGGCUCGCGCCUGGCUCCCCGAGCCUGCCCGGGACCUCCGCCGGAGCCGCGCUCGCUGCAGGCGGCCUCGAGCGCUCUCUCGUUGAUGCCGUUUUGGAGGUGACCGGCGCGGCGGCCGCUCUAUGGUGGGGCCGCGUUAGUGGCUGCGGCUCCGCGGGACUCCAGGGCGCGGCUGCGAGGUGGCGGGGCGCCCCGCCUGCAGAACCCCGCGCGCAGCUCGGGUUUCGGGGUGCUUGAGGAGGCCACCACGGCAGCGCGGGAGCGGAAGAUGUUGGAGCUGAGGUACCGGGGAAGCUGCCCCGGCCCCGGGGAAGCGGUGUCGCCGCCACCCCGUGAGGGAGAGGCGGCCGGCGGCGACCACGAAACCGAGAGCACCAGCGACAAAGAAACAGAUAUUGAUGACAGAUAUGGAGAUUUGGAUUCCAGAACAGAUUCUGAUAUUCCGGAAAUUCCAGCAUCCUCAGAUAGAACCCCUGAGAUUCUCAAGAAAGCUCUAUCUGGUUUAUCUUCCAGGUGGAAAAACUGGUGGAUACGUGGAAUUCUCACUCUAACUAUGAUCUCGUUGUUUUUCCUGAUCAUCUAUAUGGGAUCCUUCAUGCUGAUGCUCCUUGUUCUGGGCAUCCAAGUGAAAUGCUUCCAUGAAAUUAUCACUAUAGGUUAUAGAGUCUAUCACUCCUAUGAUCUACCAUGGUUUAGAACACUGAGUUGGCACUUUCUAUUGUGUGUAAACUACUUUUUCUAUGGAGAGACUGUAGCUGAUUAUUUUGCUACAUUUGUUCAAAGAGAAGAACAACUUCAGUUCCUCAUUCGCUACCACAGAUUUAUAUCAUUUGCCCUCUAUCUGGCAGGUUUCUGCAUGUUUGUACUCAGUUUGGUGAAGAAACAUUAUCGUCUGCAGUUUUAUAUGUUCGCAUGGACUCAUGUCACUUUAUUGAUAACUGUCACUCAGUCACACCUUGUCAUCCAAAAUCUGUUUGAAGGCAUGAUAUGGUUCCUUGUUCCAAUAUCAAGUGUUAUCUGCAAUGACAUAACUGCUUACCUUUUUGGAUUUUUUUUUGGGAGAACUCCAUUAAUUAAGUUGUCUCCUAAAAAGACAUGGGAAGGAUUCAUUGGUGGUUUCUUUUCCACAGUUGUGUUUGGAUUCAUUGCUGCCUAUGUGUUAUCCAAAUACCAGUACUUUGUCUGCCCAGUGGAAUACCGAAGUGAUGUAAACUCCUUCGUGACGGAAUGUGAGCCCUCAGAACUUUUCCAGCUUCAGACUUAUUCCCUUCCACCCUUUCUAAAGGCAGUGUUGAGACAGGAAAGAGUGAGCUUGUACCCUUUCCAGAUCCACAGCAUUGCUCUGUCAACCUUUGCAUCUUUAAUUGGCCCGUUUGGAGGCUUCUUUGCCAGUGGAUUCAAAAGAGCCUUCAAAAUCAAGGAUUUUGCAAAUACCAUUCCUGGACAUGGUGGGAUAAUGGACAGAUUUGAUUGUCAGUAUUUGAUGGCAACUUUUGUACAUGUGUACAUCACAAGUUUUAUAAGGGGCCCAAAUCCCAGCAAAGUGCUACAGCAGUUGUUGGUGCUUCAACCAGAACAGCAGUUAAAUAUAUAUAAAACCCUGAAGACUCAUCUCAUUGAGAAAGGAAUCCUGCAACCCGCCUUGAAGGUAUAAUUUGAUCCAGAGAGGGAAGGACUGACAAGAAGGAAUUCUUCAGAAAAACACUGACAGAUGUUUUGUGAAUUGUACAGAAAAAUAGUUAAAAAUGCAAUAGAUUGAAGUUUUGGAGAUAUGUUUCUCUCUGAAAUUACUGUGAAUAUUUAACAAACACUUACUUGAUCUAUGUUAUGAAAUAAGUAGCAAAUUGCCAGCAAAAUGUCUUGUACCUUUUCUAAAGUGUAUUUUCUGAUGUGAACUUCCUUCCCCUUACUUGCUAGGUUUCAUAAUUUAAAGACUGGUAUUUAAAAGAGUCAAACACUAUAAAAUGAGUAAGUUGAGGAUGUUUUAAGAUUGCACCUGGCACUGUGCCUUUUUGCACAAAUAUUUACUUCUGCACUUGGAGCUGCUCUUAAUUUUAGCAAAAUGUUUUAUGCAAGGCACAAUAGGAAGUCAGUUCUCCUGCACUUCCUCCUCAUGUAGUCUGGAGUACUUUCUAAAGGGCUUAGUUGGAUUAAAAAAAAAAAAAAAGUUUGUCUGCUUUUCAAAGAAGUAACCAUUUGCCAGGGGAAAACAUUCUGCUUUUAGGUAGUUUCAAAAUUCAGGGGAGGGAGCCUGAAAUUUUUGCCAUGAUUGGUUGGUUAGAGCAGGCAUCAAACUACUUCUGAUAAAAUUGAUUGGAAGAUCACGACCUCGCAAAAACUUUUCAAGAGCAACAAGCAAGAAUCCUGCUGUGUAGAACACAGUGUACAGAUCCUCCGCAGAUUAUCUCAACAGAGGACAGUAGCUCAGGAGGCCACGCCAAACAGUGACCUGUGGCCUGGGCCAUCUCUUGGUCAUGUGUUUCACUUUUCCUUGUUGCCCUGUGAACUGGCUUCCAUGGUUCUGUAGGGUAGUGAGUCGGGGUUGUGGCUGCAGCAGAGCAGAAGAUGCUCGCCCGAGUGGGAGUGACCCACCCCCGUGUCCCUGCUGCCUCACUCCUGGCUUCUACUGCAGCCCUUUGUAGACUCACCUCGCAAGAAGGAAGAUCUGCCUGGAGACCUGAUCCCAGUCCAGCUUUUUGGUCGUAGGUCAUCUUUGUCCCAUUGCUCUUUUGCAUCAUGUCAUAAAAUUUGAGGAUAUCAGCUGAUUAUUUUUUCUUCCAAGAAUGAAAAUCAAGCAGAAUUGAUUCCUACAAGGAAAAAAAAGCACACGAAUGCCAAACCUUUCCUUUGGUGGACUGGACACUAACCAGAUGAGAGUAAAUUUCUUAUCCGUGGACGUAUGUAAGCUACUGCUGCUGUGUGCUCUCCACAGCCAUAUUUAUUGUAUUAAACAAUCAGCACUAAACCUUCAAAACUUGCCCAGUGCUCCUAGUUAAAUGUUCAGAGGGGAGAAAUAGAUAUAUUUUAAAUAAUGUUUUGCUAAUGAAAAGAGUAAAUAUUUUUGUUUAAAUCAGCAAAAACUUUCCAUUAUUUUAUAUUUCCGUCUGACUACUAUACCUAAAACAAAAGAUUGCCGCUAUACCCGGGUUCCACUGAUGCAGUCAGCUAGCAGCCUCAUCACAUGCACACGUGAUUAGACAUAGGUGCACUCAGUACCAAGAGUGCAUUUUAUGGUCCAGCAUACACUCCAUUGAUUCAUCAUCACUGCAUGCGUUCAGCCAGUGUAUCUCACACUAUCUGUGUAAAUCUAAAACUGGUACUGGCAAUGUUAGUAGAGGAGGCAGUGAUCACAUUUAAAAUCAGGCCACUUACAAGUUUAAUUUUCAACAUCUCAUGUUUUUAUUUGUCCCAUUACAGCUUCAAAUGUUGGUCAUAAAAAAAAUUUAAGCUACUAAAGUUUAAAGAAUAAAAUGAAAAUUUUGUGAUAAGAACGUACAUUAAAAACUCAGUAGUUUGCAUGAGUAAGAACUCCUUGAGAUACACAGAUUCCCCCCACAUUUGUAUUUAAAAUAAUUGGUGAGGCAUUGAGAUACAGAAUUAUAAGAAAGCAUUACUGAAUAUGUGUGUUCUAAAGUCAAUAUUAUAAACAAAAUAUGGAGCUAGAAAUAUUUGGGAUCACAGUAAUAGCUUUUCACAAAUAUACUUUUCGAGUUGAAUGUACGUUAUCCUAUAUGUAAAAAAGCAAAUUCUUAAUUUUAACGGAGCUCUCGAUUGACCUUUUCAGCAUACUUUUAUAGCAUGUAUAUUGAAAUAGAAUAUAUUUUAGCAAAAGGUUGCCAUAAAACUCUUGACUUGGCUCAUUUUGGUAUUUGCACUGUGAAGAGGGCUUAAAUUCCAAUGUAGCAAUAUGCUGGUAGAAAAAUGAAAAACUGGGAAGUUCUUUCACAGUAAUGCCUAAUUGUUCCAAAUUUGCUAUAUUUGGAGGUGCUCUACUGGUACUUCCUGCUUGACUCUCUGACCUGUGGGAUGCACAUUCUUCCUCAACGCUUUUUCCUUUUGGUGGUGACGUAUGUUCACUAUCUGAGAGUAAAAGACCAUACACGCCCCUCUUUUUAAAAUUAAUAGUAUCUCUUCCUUUUCACUUUGGUUUGAACAAAGAUAGUGUCACCUUGUUCCAUGAAAAAGAAAAAGCAUAAACAGUGUAUAUUUAGGGUAUAUGGGUGAUAGCUUAUGAUAUGUGUCAAUCAGUUCUCUGAAUCUUUUACUGAAACUGAGAUAGGAAAAUAAAACUGAAACAAAUCAUA
Messenger RNA from Macaca mulatta (Rhesus monkey), 4578 nucleotides. RefSeq names its product CDP-diacylglycerol synthase 1 (gene CDS1). Gene Ontology annotation, cellular component: endoplasmic reticulum membrane. The record is from RefSeq and is a predicted model, not a curated record. Gene Ontology annotation, molecular function: phosphatidate cytidylyltransferase activity. Lineage: Eukaryota; Metazoa; Chordata; Mammalia; Primates; Cercopithecidae.